Messenger RNA from Capsella rubella, 1560 nucleotides. Its product is annotated as probable serine/threonine-protein kinase nek3. The record is from RefSeq and is a predicted model, not a curated record. The transcript has a single exon. Bases 72 to 1193 code for a protein of 373 amino acids. Lineage: Eukaryota; Viridiplantae; Streptophyta; Magnoliopsida; Brassicales; Brassicaceae.
AAAAAAUUAAAGAUAAAACCAACUCUUUCUCUUUCUCUCUCUCUCCCCGUCUCUCUCGAUAUCGACGGAAUAUGGCGUCGGGUUGCGUUAAAAAUGUUGGUACCUCGGCGAGUCACUCUUGGACGAGCUCCAAAAUGUCAUUGACCCGUGAAUCUCAACCGUCGGAAGAUCUUGCCGACGACUUUGAGUUUCUUCUCGAAGAUCCCGUCACAAUGCUGUCCGCCGACGAGCUUUUCUCCGACGGAAAGCUAGUCCCGCUUAAGUUUUCCGGCGUGACUAAUUCAGAGGAGAAGCCUAUAACGUCGGCGGUUAACACAACGGUUAAACCAUGUCGAAGAAUAGAGAUGGAGAUCUCCGGCGUCGCCGAUCCUUACCUCUUCUCUCCGAGAGCUCCUCGUUGCACCGUGAGAUGGCGUGAGCUUUUAGGUCUUAAGAGACUCGCUAAAACGCAAGAAGAAGCGUCAGCUUCAGCUUCGUCGCGUUUGUCAUCUUCUUCUCCAAACCCAAAAACGGCAUCGUUUAGACAUUUUCUCAACCGGGGUUCCAAAUCCACCGCUCAACCACCGUCUCCUCCGCCGCCGGGAAAAGACUCAGACGUCUUGGAGUCUUCGUCAACGUCGAUCUCCUCGUCGCGCCUCUCGCUCUCGUCGUCUUCGUCCUCCGGUCACGAGCUCGAGGACCUUCCAAGACUAUCUCUAGAUCUUGACAACAAACCCGGAACACCAAACCCUUUCGGUCGGCCACGUGCCAACCACCACCACCACCACUUACGCAACCUGAACCAUCCGAGGAAGCCAAGACGUCACACGCCGGCUGAUGAAUCGACAGAGAGUAGUAUCGAGUCAAGGGGAAUGACGGUGACGGCUGAUAGUCCAAGACUCAAUGCAUCAGGGAAGAUCGUGUUUCAUGGACUGGAGAGAAGCUCAAGCAGUCCCGGUAACUUCACCGGAGGACCAAGAAUGAAGCUCCACCAUGGAAUGCCGAGAUCUCACUCCGCUAAUGUAAGAAUCACUCCUGUCCUCAAUGUUCCUGUCUCUUCUCUCCGUAGCGGACCCAAAUCAGGUCUCUUCUUUGGUCAACUUUUCGCUUCUUCUUCAUCGUCUUCGUCGUCCGGAAACAGAGCUCAGCUGCAGAGCAACAACACAAAGAACCGUACAAAUCGAACCAGACUUGAACCGACCAGUGAACUCUAAAGAACCAAACCGGAUUCUAAAUUGUAUUUUAGGGGGGUUAAAACAUUCGCUUUUAGUUUAUUAUUGGGGCUGUUUCGUUAGAUGAGAUUAGAAUUUGGGUUCAGAAUGUAAUUAAGGUUAAGUAUUUUGAGAAUUGUAUUGUAUUUUUUUUCCGUUGAGGUUAUUGUACGUAGAGAGCGAGCGGGUUGUUCGAUACAGCCCAAGUCAGUAGUCAUUAAUUACUGUAGCGAGAGGAAGUGCUUCCCAUGUUCAGAGAUGGAUUCCGAAGAUAUUAACCACAUGCUUAGAUAAUAUAAACUAGUUUUUUUUGACUCAUUGGCACAGUCAGUCUGUUGUGUACUUUAUCAUGAAAUUUGUAUUUACACUU